Messenger RNA from Strongylus vulgaris, 186 nucleotides. Lineage: Eukaryota; Metazoa; Nematoda; Chromadorea; Rhabditida; Strongylidae. The record is from the annotation of a GenBank genome assembly.
AUGAAACCGUAUGUACUGGAUGAUCAGAUUUGUGAGGAAUGCAUUCGAGAGCCGAAUGGCGGAAGACAUGCUCCAUUCUUCUGCCCUCACUUGGAGUGCUUACAGUACUAUUGCGAGUCUUGCUGGACUUCAAUGCAUGGUAGCCCAUCGCGUGAGCAUCAUAAGCCUCUAGUGAAAGAAGCAUAA